Molecule: messenger RNA, 537 nt
Organism: Serendipita indica DSM 11827
Lineage: Eukaryota; Fungi; Basidiomycota; Agaricomycetes; Sebacinales; Serendipitaceae
Source: the annotation of a GenBank genome assembly
AUGGAAAGUUCAAAAGAGCAGUCUACGGGUGUAGAAGCAGCGCUGCCACCACUUACCGCGCAUGAGGAACGCAUCUACAACUCGCUCGCGACCAAGAUGCAGUACUUUCAUACUGGUCUACAGGCCGAAUAUGAGGAGUGUUACGAGCUCGCUGACGGGAAGUUUACCAAGCGCGGCAUGUCCCUCUCUCAAUAUCUUGGUUUUGUAGACCAGUUCCGAAUGCACAUAACGAUGCACCAUGAUAUCGAAGAGGCCCACGUGUUCCCAACUCUCGCCAAGCGUAUGCCCGAGUUUCGUCCCAACGAGCGGCACAAGAACUCGCAUAAGCUCAUUCAUGACGGGCUGGAUAAGAUAGAGGAGGCUGUUAAACGAUUCAAAGAAGACAACAGUAGCUACAACCCGGUCGAGAUGCGCGAGGCCUUUGAUUCUUUUCGCGAGCCCCUUUAUCGACACCUUGCAGAGGAAGUACAGGACCUCUCAGCGGAAAAUAUGCGCAAGUACUGGUCAGUCGCUGAAGUCCGGCGAUUGGGAUUUUAG